GACCGAAAACGCGGCCGAGCCCGGAGCCCGGAGCCGGAGCCAGAGCCUGGACCAGAACUUGGCCGCCGCCUGCACCGCCGCCGCCGCCCGCCUCUCCUUCCCCGCGCCGCCGCCGCCGCCUCGGCCGCCACCGCCGCGAGCUCAACCGCCAGUGGUCCGGGGGACUUUGGGUGUCCGGGCUGAAGGUCGGUCCGGACGUCGGACCCAGCUCGGUUCCCGGACUGUCCGGGCGGCAGCGGACGCCGCAGCCGCCGCCUCUUCGUCGCCUCAGCCUGGCGUUUUGUUCCGACAGACCCGAGAGGCGAGCGGAGCUGACAGUGAUUUUGACAGUGAUUUAAACCCGCUUUUGUUGUUGUUGGCUUUUCGUUGUUUGGUUUUGUGUGUUGUGCUUGUGUGUGGCGGUUUUUCCCCCGUGGUGCAUUUUUUUUUUUUUAAUUGUUGUGCUCGCUGUUUUUAUUUUUCAUUUUUUUUCCUCUUUUUUUCACCCCGUGAACGCUUUUUUGGUCGGGGCUUCCGAAUAUGUUUUAUGACGGUUGAUUUUACACCAGGAGGUUUGUUUCCGAGGAAGACCCAGGGAACUGGAUAUCUAGCGAGAACUUCCUACGGCUUCCCCGGCGCCUCGGGAAAAUGGGAGCUGCUGCAAAGUUGGCGUUUGCCGUCUUUCUUAUCUCUUGUUCUUCAGGUGCUAUACUUGGUAGAUCAGAAACUCAGGAGUGUAUUUUCUAUAAUGCUAAUUGGGAAAGAGAUAGAACCAAUCGAACUGGUGUUGAAUCCUGUUAUGGUGACAAAGAUAAACGGCGGCAUUGUUUUGCUACCUGGAAGAAUAUUUCUGGUUCCAUUGAAAUAGUGAAGCAAGGUUGUUGGCUGGAUGAUAUCAACUGCUAUGACAGGACUGAUUGUAUAGAAAAAAAAGAUAGCCCUGAAGUAUAUUUUUGUUGCUGUGAGGGCAAUAUGUGUAAUGAAAGGUUUUCUUAUUUUCCGGAGAUGGAAGUCACACAGCCUACUUCGAAUCCAGUUACACCAAAGCCACCCUAUUACAACAUCUUGCUCUAUUCUUUGGUGCCACUUAUGCUAAUUGCGGGGAUUGUCAUUUGUGCAUUUUGGGUGUACAGGCAUCAUAAGAUGGCUUACCCUCCUGUGCUUGUUCCAACUCAAGACCCAGGACCACCCCCACCUUCUCCAUUACUAGGUUUGAAGCCACUGCAGUUACUAGAAGUGAAAGCAAGGGGAAGAUUUGGUUGUGUGUGGAAAGCCCAGUUACUCAAUGAAUAUGUGGCUGUGAAAAUAUUUCCAAUACAGGACAAACAGUCAUGGCAGAAUGAAUAUGAAGUCUAUAGUUUGCCUGGAAUGAAGCAUGAGAACAUAUUACAGUUCAUUGGUGCAGAAAAACGAGGCACCAGUGUUGAUGUGGAUCUUUGGCUAAUCACAGCAUUUCAUGAAAAGGGUUCACUAUCAGACUUUCUUAAGGCUAAUGUGGUCUCUUGGAAUGAAUUGUGUCAUAUUGCAGAAACCAUGGCUAGAGGAUUGGCGUAUUUACAUGAGGAUAUACCUGGCCUAAAAGAUGGCCACAAACCCGCCAUAUCUCACAGGGACAUCAAAAGUAAAAAUGUGCUGUUGAAAAACAAUCUGACAGCUUGCAUUGCUGACUUUGGGUUGGCGUUAAAGUUUGAGGCUGGCAAGUCUGCAGGUGAUACCCAUGGACAGGUUGGUACCCGAAGGUAUAUGGCUCCAGAGGUAUUAGAGGGUGCUAUAAACUUCCAAAGGGAUGCAUUUUUGAGGAUAGAUAUGUACGCCAUGGGAUUAGUCCUGUGGGAACUGGCCUCUCGCUGUACUGCUGCAGAUGGACCUGUAGAUGAGUACAUGUUGCCAUUUGAGGAGGAAAUUGGCCAGCAUCCCUCUCUUGAAGACAUGCAGGAAGUUGUUGUGCAUAAAAAAAAGAGGCCUGUUCUAAGAGAUUAUUGGCAGAAACAUGCUGGAAUGGCAAUGCUCUGUGAAACGAUAGAAGAAUGUUGGGAUCACGAUGCAGAAGCCAGGUUAUCAGCUGGAUGUGUAGGUGAAAGAAUUACUCAGAUGCAAAGACUAACAAAUAUCAUUACCACAGAGGACAUUGUAACAGUGGUCACGAUGGUGACAAAUGUUGACUUUCCUCCCAAAGAAUCUAGUCUAUGAUGGUUGCACCAUGUGUACACACUGAGAAACGGGACUCUGAACUGGAGCUGCUAACGAAACUGCUUACAGUUUAUUUUCUGUGUGAAAUGAGUAGGAUGUCUCCUGGACAUCUCAGAAAGAAGACCCUCGUUUCAAAAGGUGGCUCUGGGAGACUUAAUGGCAUUGCCUGUAGCAGAGACAUGAAGGACAUGAGACUAAGAGAAAAGUUGCAAACUCUAAAAAAAAAGAAACUUUUGAAGAAGUGUACAUGAAGAAUGUGGCCCUCUCCAAAUUCAAGGAUCUUUUUGGACCUGGCUAAUCAAGUGUUUGAAAACUGACAUCAGAUUUCUUAAUGUCUGUCCGAAGACACUAAUUCCUUAAAUGAACUACUGCUAUUUUUUUUUAAAAUCAAAAACUUUUCAUUUCAGAUUUUAAAAAGGGUAACUUGUUUUUAUUGCAUUUGCUGUUGUGUUUCUAUAAAUGACUAUUGUAAUGCCAAUAUGACACAGCUUGUGAAUGUUUAGUGUGCUGCUGUUCUGUGUACAUAAACAAAGUCAUCUAAGUGGGGUACAGUAAAGAGGCUUCCAAGCAUUACUUUAACCUCCCUCAACAAGGUAUACCUCAGUUCCACGGUUGCUAAAUUAUAAAAUUGAAAACACUAACAAAAUUUGAAUAAUAAAUUGACCCGUUUUGUAACAA
Balaenoptera ricei (Rice's whale) is the source of this 2847-nucleotide messenger RNA. RefSeq names its product activin A receptor type 2A (gene ACVR2A). The transcript is spliced from 11 exons. Gene Ontology annotation, molecular function: ATP binding; activin receptor activity; activin binding. Gene Ontology annotation, biological process: protein phosphorylation; activin receptor signaling pathway; cellular response to growth factor stimulus. Lineage: Eukaryota; Metazoa; Chordata; Mammalia; Artiodactyla; Balaenopteridae. Gene Ontology annotation, cellular component: activin receptor complex; plasma membrane. Bases 628 to 2169 code for a protein of 513 amino acids. The record is from RefSeq and is a predicted model, not a curated record.